AUGUCGUCCGCCAACAAAGAAUACCAGCACUUCAUCCCCCAAUUCCUCCUCAGGAACUACUCACAUCCAUUUGUUUGUCCACAAGCCAAAGGUUCUUCCAAGAAAUGCAAGAAACACAAGCACGAGAAGGGCAAGUACCCAGGCGAUCCCGUCGUCAGCAACCUUUGCCUCACGGCCGAGCCCUACACACUGAAGGAGACGCCAGUGGCCCGCGUGUUUGGGCAGCUGGACAUGUACGAAUACAUGACAACUUCGCCAGACAAGAAGCAUCGCCGCAUUGAGGAGAUGCUUGGAAAGAUGGAGUUUGAGGCUAGCAAGAUCUUUCGCAGGAUCACUACGGCCUAUGGAAAGGGGCAGCCAGAUGUAUGGCUGUCGCGGACCGAGCGAAAUCUCCUGCGCAAGUUCUUCUUCUUGCUCAAGUAUCGCGGCUCAGACUUUCACCGACGCUUCUAUCACAGUGAUCUAGAGAACUACGAUAGACCCGACAAGAAGCUACUUCAGGACUACAUGGAAAUGCGUGGAUUCAAGACACCACUCGAUGUCUGGUUCCAUAACCUCGAGACCAUCAUGGAGCUUGAUCUGGGCACGGACUCGACAUGGGAGACGACUAUCUGGAGCCGAAUGUUUUAUGCCGAUGCGGGUUGGCUCAUCUCGCAUAUCGACUCCUUCUAUAUGGCCAUAUGCACUCCGGCCAACCCGGAUGAGGAGUUUAUCCUCUCUGACAACUGUUACAACAUUUUUGAGGGCCCCAACAUGUUCAUGGAGGAUGUGGAUACCGGGGAACGGGCGUGCUCAGGACAUGCCAGCUUCCACGAGUUUGCGCCUCUCUCUCCGCGUCUGAUCAUUGUCCUUCGCUCCAUCUGCCUGCCAGUGCCGGAGGAGGACAAGAAUCCGGUUGUGCGGGAAUGGCGCAAGCUUAUGCGAAAGGAGAUCUAUGACAUCUUGUGUGGUCCUGGGACAGAAUCCAUGCUGCAAGAUCUGCCCGUUACAAAGGCUAGGAAUAGCAACAUCGACGUUAUCAACGGGGAGUGUGUGCCCAAGCCCGGUUGGAGUGGACAAUAUUGCAAGGACGAUAGAUUCUUCUUCAAGUUCUUCCCGCUCGAGACACGGCAUGUUCAGAUGAUCAAUGGUGUUCUACUGGACAACUGCUACUCCUGCUCUAGAAUUGCUUUCGGAUCGCAAGACGCAUUUUUAAAGACACUGGGCUGGUGGCUGGCUGACGAUUGCACCGCCGGCAAGAUUUUUCAGGGAGAGAUCGAUCAGGAUCGCCUCAAGUACCUCAGCAACCUAGAGGCUUUCAUGAAGACGAUGGGAUGGGACAAGAGGCUUGUGUACAUGCAGCUGCCGGCUACACCGGUACGUGGUAUGAAGAGUCUCCAGGAUCGGAAUAUCGAGUCUAGACGAGCCUUGUACGGUAUGAUACUCGGCCCAGAAGCUUACCAGGCUCCGUUUCCAAAAGUCAUGAAGCCAUACGAAAAAUUAGGUGGGACCUGGAGGACUGUGUUCUACGACACAACCCAGUCCGAGCUCAUGCUCAAGUUGCGCAUCAAGAUUGACGUUUGGAGCCAGGGAGUUGAUGAGACCAUCCGACAUCGGAAUCGUCUGCUGCUUACGGAAGAGUACAUGAACCUGCCGUGUCACAGGUUCUGGAUGUAUUUGAAGUAUUGCCGGUUCCUUUUCCUGACCGGUGGAGGUCCCGUAGACAGGGACAUAGAGGAAGUUUUCCAGGACGGCUUGGAGGAUAGAUUCACGGAAUGUGAGUUCUUUGCUUGGUGGCCUAGAGGCGGUGACUGA
Messenger RNA from Fusarium vanettenii 77-13-4, 1794 nucleotides. RefSeq lists its product as uncharacterized. NCBI's taxonomy places the organism in Eukaryota, Fungi, Ascomycota, Sordariomycetes, Hypocreales, Nectriaceae. The record is from RefSeq and is a predicted model, not a curated record. The transcript has 2 exons. Bases 1 to 1794 code for a protein of 597 amino acids.